GAGACAUCAGAACAGCUGGAACGUAUUCAAGAACAGCCCGAUGCAGACACAAUCAAUGCAAACUGGCAUAAUAGAUAAGGAAAGCAUACAGCAGAGGAGAUCAACUGUUCUGGCAGGCGUGCCACCGAUUAGCCCUUCAACCCUCCCUAAAUGCCAUUCAUCCUCUCCCCCAUCUGAUCUGCUGCUCUGCUUUCUGCCCCAUCUACCCCUGUGCUGCCUGUCCUCUCCCCAAUUGUCUGCACCAAGGCUACCUGUGUCCCUUCUGGCUCAAGUGCCACAAGUUGGGCACCCCUGGCCUCUAGGAUGGUCCAGCCAAACCUCAUUUAAUAGGGAUGUUGUAUCCUGGCCUCCAGGAUGGUCCAGGCCAACCUCAGGGGUGAAUCCUGGGGUAGAAGCUGAUCGCAUCCUCUCUCUCCCUCUCGUGGAGCUCUCUGAGGAACUCAGGAACGGGUCUCUUCCUCCAGAACAUGUCCUUUACACCUACCUGGACAAGGCCUUUCAAGUGAACAAGGACAUCAACUGUCUGACUGACUUUCUCCAGGAGUGCGAGUCUCAGCUUCAGGAAGUGAAGAAGCAGGAGAAGAAGGGCUUGUUGUACGGGAUCCCGGUCAGCGUGAAGGAUUCCAUUGAGUGCAAGGGACAUGAUUCCACAAUGGGGUUUCUGAAGAACCUCAAUCGUCCUGCUGCCGAGGACAGCGUGGUGGUCCAGGUCUUGAAGAGACAGGGCGCCAUUCCCUUUGCGAAGAGCAACGUACCUCAGGGCUUGCUGAGCUAUGACUGCAGUAACGUCAUCUUUGGGCCUACAGCGAACCCUCUGAACCACACCAGAUCGCCUGGUGGUUCCAGCGGUGGAGAAGGGGCCCUGAUCGGGAGUGGAGGAUCCAUCCUGGGCAUUGGGACUGAUAUAGGAGGGAGUCUUCGAGUCCCAGCUGCUUUUUGUGGGAUCUGUGCAUUUAAACCCACUGGGUCCAGACUCAGCCAGAAAGGAAUGGUUGCCAUUCUUCGGGGGCAAAAAUCAGCAAUACCAGCAAUCGGGCCCAUGGCACGGGAUGUGGACAGCCUGGCUCUGUUCAUGAGGGCACUCCUGUGUGAUGACUUAUUCCGCCUAGAUUCUUCUGUGCCUCCAAUGCCCUUCAAGGAGGAGGUGUAUGCCAGUUCAAGGCCUCUCCGCAUAGGGUAUUACGAUACAGAUAGUUUAACAUUGGCCACUCCUUCCAUGAGACGUGCAGUUCUGGAGACCAAGAAGCUUCUAGAGGACGCCGGCCAUACGCUGGUGCCUUUCAAACCCCACUUCUCAGAGGACUUUUUCUUUAAUGUUUGCCUAACGGGAUUGUUUGCAGAUGGAAGUUCCACAUAUGUGGACAACUUCAAAGGGGAGUUGAAGGAACCUUAUGCCAGACAGUUUCUCCUGAUGACCAAGAUGCCUGAUUGGUUUAAAAAAUUCAUAUCCUGGAUCACCGGACCAAUAAUACCUCGGUUAUCAAAAAUAUUGGGAAACCUGGUGACCAGGUCUGUGAAGGAAGUCUGGGCACUUCAUAGUGAGAUUGAGGAGUAUAAGAGAGAAUUCAUGGCUGACUGGAGGAAGCUGGAUCUGGAUGUGAUGCUGUGUCCCAUGUUUGGCCCUGCUUUUAAGGCUGGAUAUCCUUCAAAACUCUCAGUGCUUGUGAGCUAUACUAUUCUGCAUAACUUCUUGGACUUCCCUGCCGGGGUCGUGCCCGUCACUACAGUGACUGAAGAGGAUGAGGAAGCACUGAAGAGCUACAAGGGAUACCAUCACGACUGGUAUGACAAGCUGCUUGUGAAGGCUACUUGUGGAGCUGUGGGGCUGCCCUUGGCAGUUCAGUGUGUGGCUUUGCCAUGGGAAGAGGAGCUCUGCCUUCGGUUCAUGAAGGAGGUGGAGAGACUGACCCAACGAAAGCAAAAGCAUCUGUGAACAACGUGCACACCGCAGCGCACAGGAUGAAGAAGGCCACCCUCCUCCUCAGUGCAUCCAUCUGUUUCAACCCGUAGGGGCACAAUGUCUGUCUGGUUAAAUAACUCAAGGAUUGCUUUUGGUUGGUGAGGUAGCGUUUGUCUAUCUGCUCUGUUCCCUGGGUGCUCUCCAGGGACACGCGCUCUGCUAAUAUACUAAUACACACUUG
Molecule: messenger RNA, 2141 nt
Organism: Alligator mississippiensis (American alligator)
Lineage: Eukaryota; Metazoa; Chordata; Crocodylia; Alligatoridae
Product: fatty-acid amide hydrolase 1-like
Exons: 15
Coding region: 41-1933 (630 amino acids)
Biological process (GO): fatty acid catabolic process
Molecular function (GO): fatty acid amide hydrolase activity; amidase activity
Source: RefSeq, a predicted model, not a curated record